AGAUACCAAGUUGUGCUAGUACAUCCAUAUAAAUAAUUAAUACCUGAAGUCUCAAUGUAACAUGGACAUUAACAGUGAUGACAGAUAAAUGCAGACGCUUGGGAAUCAAAUACUUGGUGAAACACUUUUAAAAAGUGUAUCAGGUUUUUAAGAAACACAUAUGCAUGAUCCUGUCUCUCUUAAUACUGGUAGAACUCAGCUAAAGGAUUUUACGAGGUUCUAGUAUUCUCCAUGGCUGAAGCUGAGAGUCUGAAGCCCUGAUGCUUAAGCUCAAUUCUAGAUCAUAGCUUCAACUCCUUCAGGAUAUAAGGAAAAGAGAUAAUAUUUCCACAAUGAUAGAUCUUUGGUUGUACAGGUUCCCCAAUGAGUGGAUCAUGAUGACCGUAUUGUAGGGACUUGCCAUAGUAUGGCUGCUUCCCGAUCUACUCGUGUUACAAGAUCAACAGUGGGGUUAAACGGCUUGGAUGAAUCUUUUUGUGGUAGAACUUUAAGGAAUCGUAGCAUUGCUCACCCUGAAGAAAUCUCUUCUCAUUCUCAAGUUCGAUCAAGAUCACCAAAGAAGAGACCAGAGCCUGUGCAAAUUCAGAAAGGAAAUAAUGGAAGAACUACUGAUGUAAAACAGCAAAGUACUCGAGAAUCAUGGGUAAGCCCUAGGAAAAGAGGACUUCCUUCUUCAGAAAAAGAUAACAUAGAAAGGCAGGCUGUAGAAAAUUGUGAGAGAAGGCAAACAGAACCUGUUUCACCAGUUUUAAAAAGAAUUAAGCGUUGUCUUAGAUCUGAAGCACCAAACAGUUCAGAAGAAGAUUCACCUGUAAAAUCAGACAAGGAGUCAGUAGAACCAAGGAACACAGUAGUGGACAAUGAUGCAGAUUUUCAAGGGACUAAACGAGCUUGUCGAUAUCUUAUACUGGAUGAUUGUGAGAAAAGGGAAAUUAAAAAGGUGAAUGUCAGUGAGGAAGGGCUACUUAAUUCUGCAGUAGUUGAAGAAGUCACAGGCUAUUUGGCUGUCAAUGGUGUUGAUGACCGUAAUUCAGCUGUUGUAAACUGUGAUGACUGUCAGCCUGAUGGGAACACUAAACAAAAUAGCACUGGUUCCUAUGUGUUACAGGAAAAAUCAGUAGCUGAAAAUGGGGAUUCGGAUACCCACACUUCAAUGUUCCUUGAUAGUAGAAAGGAGGACAGUUACAUAGACCAUAACGUGCCUUGCACAAAUUCAGAAGUGCAGGUCAAGUUGGAGGACCACAAAAUAGUAACUGCCUGCCUGCCUGUGGAACAUGUUAAUCAGCUGACUGCUGAGCCAGCUACAGUCCCCUUUUCUGAAAUUCAGUCAUCUUUAAGGGAUUCUGAGGAGGAAGUAGAUGUGGUGGGAGAUAGCAGUGCCUCAAAAGAGCAGUGUAAUGAAAACACCAGUAACGCCCUGGACACAAGUCUUGAGAAUAUGCCAGUCUCUGGAGAACCCGAACCAUCUUCUGUUCUAGACUGUGUUUCAACUCAAAUGAUGUCUUUAUCAGAACCUCAAGAACAUCGUUAUACUCUGAGAACUUCACCACGAAGGGCGGCCCCUACCAGAGGUAGUCCCACUAAAAACAGUUCUCCUUGCAGAGAAAAUGGACAAUUUGAGGAGAAUAAUCUUAGUCCUAAUGAAACAAAUGCAACUGUUAGUGAUAAUAUAAGUGUGUCUCCCACAAAUCUUCAUGAAAUUUCUCAGAAUGAAAAAGGGAUAUGCUGUGACUCUGAAAAUUAUGGGAGUGAAAGACUAAAUAAGCCAUCCUCAGAGGCAACACUCAAUGUCGGACAUUUGCCACCUGCCAAAGAGAGUGCCAAUCCGCACAUUACAGAAGAGGAAGAUGAUGAUCCUGAUGUUUAUUACUUUGAAUCAGAUCAUGUGGCACUGAAACACAACAAAGAGCUUCUCUUGGCUGUGGCAAUUUCUCAGACUUUCCUUGUUGAUGACCUGGACAGUUUUGAGGGGUUCUGUUAUCAGAGACUGUUGCAGACGAUUGCUGUACUUGAGGCUCAGCGUUCUCAAGCAGUCCAGGACCUUGAAAAUUUAGGCAGACACCAGAGAGAAGCACUAAAAAAUCCCAUCGGGUUUGUGGAAAAACUCCAGAAGAAGGCUGAUAUAGGGCUUCCAUAUCCACAGAGAGUUGUUCAGUUGCCUGAGAUUGUGUGGGACCAAUAUACCAAUAGCCUUGGGAACUUUGAAAGAGAAUUUAAAAAUCGUAAAAGACAUACUAGGAGAGUUAAGCUAGUUUUCGAUAAAGUAGGUUUACCUGCUAGACCAAAAAGUCCUUUAGAUCCUAAGAAGGAUGGAGAAUCCCAUUCAUAUUCUAUGUUGCCUUUGAGUGAUGGUCCAGAAAGCUCAAACAGUCGUCCUCAGAUGAUAAGAGGACGCCUGUGUGAUGAUACCAAACCUGAAACAUUUAACCAACUGUGGACUGUUGAAGAACAGAAAAAGCUUGAACAGCUACUCCUAAAAUACCCCCCUGAAGAAGUAGAAUCUCGCCGGUGGCAGAAGAUAGCAGAUGAACUAGGCAAUAGAACAGCAAAACAGGUUGCCAGCCGAGUGCAGAAGUAUUUCAUAAAACUAACUAAAGCUGGCAUUCCAGUCCCAGGCAGAACACCAAAUUUAUAUAUAUACUCCAAAAAGUCUUCAACAAGCAGACGACAGCACCCCCUUAAUAAGCAUCUCUUUAAACCUUCCACUUUCAUGACUUCGCAUGAACCACCAGUGUAUAUGGAUGAAGAUGAUGACCGAUCCUGUUUUCAUAGCCACAUGAACACUGCUACUGAAGAGGCAUCAGAUGAAGAAAGUAUUCCUAUCAUGUAUAGGAAUUUACCUGAAUAUAAGGAACUAUUAGAGUUUAAAAAGUUAAAGAAGCAGAAACUUCAGCAAAUGCAAGCUGAAAGUGGAUUUGUGCAACAUGUGGGCUUCAAGUGUGAUAACUGUGGCAUAGAACCUAUCCAGGGUGUUCGGUGGCACUGCCAUGAUUGUCCUCCUGAAAUGUCUUUGGAUUUCUGUGAUUCUUGUUCAGACUGUCUACAUGAAACAGAUAUUCACAAGGAAGAUCACCAAUUGGAACCUGUUUAUAGGUCAGAGACAUUUUUAGACAGAGACUACUGUGUGUCCCAGGGCACCACUUAUAAUUACCUUGACCCAAACUACUUUCCAGCAAACAGAUGACAUGGAAGAGAACAUCGUACACUAGUCCUCUUCAACACAUAGCAAUGGUAUCAUUGUGAAUUAUGUGCACAGUUUGGAAAGAUUCUCUGCUUUCCCUGAAAUGACACUCACAGCAUGACGGCUUCCUGAGUGUUCUCGUCAAGUCCAGCUCUGCACCGUUGUGGCUCUAGAUCACUGUUCAGCGGCUGAACAUUCCUGGUGAGCAAAGGGUUUCCCUGGUGAAUUUCUCACCACCACCUAGAUGGUGAUCGUAAAUGGGUGAGAUGGGAACGAGUGCACACAUUAAAGAGAGAGUAAAUUCCAAAGGUUUCAAAGAACUUGGUCAUAAAUAUGAUAAUGAGAAGAUAAAGUAUUUAUAUUAAAAACUUAGUAGCUUUCAGUUUUGUGAAAAUAGUUUUCAGCACAGAAACUGACUUCUUUAGACAAAGUUUUAACCAAUGAUGGUGUUUGCUUCUAGGAUGUACACUUUAAAAGGACUCACUGUCCCAGUGGUGGCCACUGAGGGCUGUUAGUAAAUCAGAGCUGCUUAACCAUAUUGAUGUCUAAUUUCUUUUAACCACAAUGAACUGUCCUUAUUACCAACAGCGAAGCACUACAGGAGGCAACUGUGGCAUUGCUCCUUAACCAGCUCAUGGUGUGUGAAUGUUAUAAAAUUGUCACUCAGAUAUAUUUUUUAAAUGUAAUGUUAUAUAAGAUGAUCAUGUGAUGUGUACAAACUAUGGUGAAAAGUGCCAGUGGUAGUAACUGUGUAAAGUCUCUAAUUCACAACAUUAAUUCCUUUAAAAUACACAGCCUUCUGCCUCUGUAUUUGGAGUUGUCAAUGCAACUCAUCAAAGAAAACUGCCUAAUAUAAAAAUCAUAUAUAUGGUAAUAAUUUCCCUCUUUUGUAGUCUGCACAAGAUCCAUAAAAGAUUGUAUUUUUAUUACUAUUUAAACAAGUGAUUAAAUUUAGUCUGCGCAGUGAGCAAGAGUUCACAUGCAUUCUUUUAUACUGCUGGAUUUUGUUGUGCAUCAUUUAAAACAUUUUGUAUGUUUCUUCUUAUCUGUGUAUACAGUAUGUUCUUGAAUAAUGUUCAUUUGUCAGGAGAACUGUGAGAAAUAAACUAUGUGGAUACUGUCUGUUUAUAUUAUAGAAUGCUUGUUGUGACUUCCUUUUGGUUAGAUUUUGGGUUUUUUUACUAGUGUUAAAAUCAAAACUUUUUUUUUUAAGGGUUUGCUUUACCUAUCUGCCCUUUAAAAAGAGUAAAGACUAUAUUCUGGAAAAGAGGGUGAACUUGAGAAGCUCUGUAAAUGAAGAUAAUGUUUUUACUCAGUGUAUGCUGAGACACUAAAUUAAACUAGGUUACAAAAAAGAACACAUACCAUGGUUAAGGAAAAAGCCAAUUAAAUGUCCAGAUGUGAAACCUAAACUUAGGUUGAAAAAUUUUACUCAUUCUUUUUGAUGAAAAUAAGCCCCCCCCACCAUGUAUUUAAUUUAAACAGGUGGUCAUUGAAAACCACUGUAUUCCCUGAAAUUAUUAUUGACUAUUGGAAAAGAUAAUACAAAUACUCUAAAAUUAAAGUACUAUACUGGCCCAAUUUAUAGAGCCUCCUAUUUUUGCCAGUUUUAAAUCAAAGCAAUGUUACUUAUUCAUUCUCUUCAAUAGAUUGUAGGGUACUAAAAUCAACCCUGAAUUUUUUUAACUGAAAAAGUAAUAUAGUUUAAAAUACAGAAAUAGAAUUUUAAAGUAAUAUAUUGGUUAAAGAUUACUUAUGAUGUUGAUAAAAAAUAUCAGAAAGAAAAGAAAAUGGACUUGAGCUUAACUUCUCACCGUGGAGUUACUAGUUGGGGUAGGGAGAAGGGGAUCUUCAGGUUUCUGGGCAUUUUGAUACUAAAUGUUAAGUGAAUAUGCCAAAAGAUGGACCUUCAACUUGUAGCAAGACAUUAGUAGCGCUAGAUGGUAACUUCCAUAACUUCCUUGUUCUGUAGAAAUAACAUCGAAUAGUUUUGGAAAACUAUUCAGAUCCAUUCAGAAAUCCACAGAAGCAUGAGUAUGCUAUGGAAAAGGGCUGUGAGUGACACAGUUGUUACGUAAACAGAAUAGACAAGCCGGAUCCACUUAAAUGUAUUUUUUAAGGGCAAAGAUGAUGAGAAUUUUGCAUGGCAAUGAGGUUUAUUUCUACUUGAGCAGAAAUUUUAUUUGCAUAUUUUUAGCUCCAAGCUAAUAGUCCUGGCUUUCAAAGGCCCUGACGGGUUGCAGUAGUGUUGAUGUGCGGUGGUGGCGGUGGCUUUAACUUGAGGACUGCAGGAGUGGACAGGGCUGUCAUUGGCAGGUUGGCCUUCCAUCUCCUGCAGUGAGGUACUGGCUCUAGGAGACAGUGGAGACCUACCCUACAGCAUUGCUUUUAAAGUGUAUUUAGUAGGUCAGAUGUAUUUCCUUAAAUAUUGUACUCAAGUUACUUGCUAAGAACUGAAGGAACUUUUAAUGGCACCAAAAACCACUGCUUUAGGAUGUGGGCAGAGGUGGUUUUGAUUGGUAUGUGUGCACUAAUAAUAGCCAACAUGGAUGUAGUGUUUACUGCAUGUAUAUUUGCCUAGCAGCAUAUAGCAAUGGAUUUAAUUCUCACAAUGUUAUAAGGUAGGUUCAUGUGUUAGACUGUUUUCAUAAGAGGAAAUCUAGCCAGGGAAGUUAAAUAAUUUGCCCACGGUCAUAUAGUUAGUCAAGUAGCGAUACUUGGAUUUUAACUUAGAUUGCUCCAGAGUCAGCCUCUGCUUCACUGCUCCAUUUCCUCAGCAGGAACACUCCCUCUGUGACCAGCGUCAUUAAGGUGUCGGAGGUGGAGAGGUGCAGUCCUUUCUUCCUGGUGUGGGGUCCUAGAGUACAGACCUGAGCACCUGUCCAGGUUCAUAGCACAGAAGAGAGAAAGUGUUAUCUGUUGAUGGGGAGAAAGCACUGAAAUGGUCUGUCCUGGUGAAUUAGAAAAACACACAUAUGUAUAACUCACAUAUUCUGAUUUGACAGCAAACAUAUGGUCAUGAGGUUUUAGGCAAAGUUCAGACAGUUCGGACUAAGGCUUGUGUCUCCUGCCUCAGUAGAAUUUGUUUCCAUGCAUGUUUGGUGCCUCUCACUUAACCUAAUAGUGUUCAUUAAAACUUUAUCCAUUUUUCUCCCCUUUCUCCUUGUGCUUAAAUUAAAUUGCAGAACAUAACAGUUUACUGAGGUAUGAGAAUCUUUUAUUUUUUUAAUGAAAUAGUAUUUCACAUGUACUAAGGAUAAAUACUGUUUUGUGAAAUUUUUUAGUUAUGUGUGUGGCAGAUCAUAUGAACCGUAGUUCUUACUGUGAAUAACAGUGUGAAGGCCAUUGUUCUUGAUACACUUGAUGGAAUUGGAAGUCUCCAGAUAACUAGUAGGUUUUCCCACAAGAUUAUGGAGGCAUUGUCUCUUUUAGGCUAUGAAAUAUUUGACUUUAUUUCUUUCUUACCUUGAAGAUGAAAAAUGUGCCUCUGUUUAUAUGGUCCCAAAACACACCCUUCCCCAGCCCCACCCGCCUUUUUUAAAAAACACUUCAUGUAGCUGAUAAAAUGGAUUUUUGAGAGCAGAGCAGUGUCACAUUUAGCUCCAUGAGGACAGAGACCGUCCAAGUCUGUCUGUACCCCGGGGCCUAGCUCUUAGUAGGUUCUUAGUGAGUAUUCAUUGGUAGUAUGGCCAAGGUUUGGGUAGGAGUGAGGAGGUACCACCAAUGCCUGAGUGUGCCUGUGGGACCCUUUGAGGGCUCACUGCUCAGGGUAUCUCCUUCAGAGGACUCUUGAGAGGACUGAAGAAUUGCAUCCUACCUUGUGGUUCAACCCUGGGUGGCUGAGAAGAUUGUGAUUUUUCUCGGGGCCCCCAGUUAGCCACAUAUCUGAAUUCUCUACCAUGUUGGUAGAGUGCUGUAAUGGAAAGGGCACCAGCUGGGAAUUCUGGGUCCCAGUCCCAACUGUGGAAGUGAGGCUCUCAGUACAUAUUGACAUAGAACUACCUUUUAUUGAGCACUAGGAACUAGUAAAUGAUUUACAUGUAUGAUUAAGUUGUUUAAUCUUAACAACACCUCUGUGAGGUUGCUUAAUGAACACUAUUACGAUCUCUACUGUACAGAUGGGAAAACUAAGGUACAGAAGAUUUGAAUGUUAGCUCUCAGAAAUAAUUGCCAUGUAUGGGACUGAGGAUGCAAAGCCUGGCCCUUGUAGAGAUUAUAGUCUAAGGCAGAAGACCAGCCAUCAACAAGUAAAUAAAAAAUAUGUAAUUUCUAGGCAAAGAUAAAUGCAGUGAAGAAAAAUAAUGCUUGAAGAAAAAUGGAAGAAUGAGGACCAGUCUGUCCCCUUAAAUGGAAUAAUCAAAGAACGCCUCAAUGACAUGCAAUUUGAACAAAGACUUGAAUGGAGUGAGGGUUCCAGUCUUGUGGAUAAUGUGGAGGAAGAAGGAGGAGGAUAGCAACAGUAAGGGCCCUGAUCCAAAGAAGAGCUUGGCUUGUUCAAACAGCAGUAAGAGGGCCAGCAUAGCUGGGCUGAGUGAGAGCAGAGCGGUAGUUGAUAGGGAGAGAGAGGGUACAGGGCCAGAUCAGGUGAGGCCUUGAAUGUAGACCACUGUGAAGGAGUAGGGACUGUAUUCUGAUGUCUUCUACACACACACAAGGUCUUUUGCUGGGGAUAGACCUCCAAGGGCCUUUCCCGCUUUAAAAUUCUGUGAUGUUUAAGUAGUGAUGUCAUUUCAAGCCAUUCAAAUCACUGAUGUGUUUUAGCAGUUCUGUAAAAGACUUGAUAUGUACUUCUAGAUACUCUCUUCAGGGACAAAGCCAUUUACCCCUGUUGAUUUCUUUUCAAGAGGGCAGCCAGCUACAGCUGUGAAAGCUGUGGCUGGGCCUGCCUGCGGCCCUGCUGUCUUGCUUCCCUUGCCCAGGCUGUCAGAGCUGUGGUGGGCAUGGCUGUGUUCGCCAGUACGUGGUAUGUGAUUACAGAAUGUUAGUCCCUACGAAGAGUCAUUUUUUGUUUUCUGGAACAACUGAUAAUUUUCAUCCUGAACUCUCUUUCUAAUUUGCUCAAAUACUCCUUGUGCUCCCUUUAGAGCAUGUGACAAUGUGGGGUAGUAAUAAAGUACUUGGCAACUGUGUGAGUUGUAGGAACACUCCCCUUUUUGUUAAUAAUAGAGGCAUAACUGUAACCAAAGAAAUUUAAUUACUUCUUUAGCAAACACUGACAUUUCUGUUUAAGAAUGACUGCUAGAAAAAAAGGAGAUAUGCAACUUACCAUGUGUCAUGAAUACCCUGAGAGUUCUCUCUGUAACAGCUCAAAACUGAUCUAUGGCCGAAAUUAAAACCAUAUGAGCAUAUUAUAAAUUUUAACUAUUACUGUGUUUGCUUCUAAUUCUGUUUGGAAUAAGGCUUCAAAUGAUUUCCAGAGUGAUGUGAGUUACAAAUAAAUAGAAAAAGAGUUA
Manis pentadactyla (Chinese pangolin) is the source of this 8634-nucleotide messenger RNA. RefSeq names its product zinc finger ZZ-type containing 3 (gene ZZZ3). Bases 407 to 3184 code for a protein of 925 amino acids. The transcript has 15 exons. The record is from RefSeq and is a predicted model, not a curated record. Lineage: Eukaryota; Metazoa; Chordata; Mammalia; Pholidota; Manidae. Gene Ontology annotation, molecular function: zinc ion binding.